Molecule: messenger RNA, 1515 nt
Organism: Strongyloides ratti
Lineage: Eukaryota; Metazoa; Nematoda; Chromadorea; Rhabditida; Strongyloididae
Exons: 2
Coding region: 1-1515 (504 amino acids)
Cellular component (GO): guanyl-nucleotide exchange factor complex
Source: RefSeq, a predicted model, not a curated record
AUGUCAAAAAAUCGGAUUAAUGUUAGAAAAAUAAUUACAAAUCUAUCUGAACAAAAUCAUUUAAAUGAUCCAUUCAUGGAAUUGACUUGUUCCAAAAUACCAGUUUUACUGUUACUUAAUUUUGAUCAAAUUCUUGGUCCAAAACCAUUAAUACAUUUUCCAGAAAAAAUUUCAGUUCAUCUAAAUCUUGAUAAUGUAAGUGUUUGGUUAAUGUCAGCUGAUAUGAUACAUGGCUCAACAACAUUAUUGUACAAUCAAAGUUUAGCUCUCCAUGCAUUAGUACAUUACUCAACAAUAUUAGAUGUAACAGCUAGAGCAUUUCAAAGAUCAUUUGCUUUAGCAUAUCUAACACCAGAGCGACCUUCUGUUGAAUUGUUUACUAAAUUUGAAAAUAUUGUAGAUGAAAUGUUAAAACCAGUAUUGGCAUGUAAUAGAAGACAAUUUAAAAGAUUUUCAUAUUUAAUGAUGGAUAUUGCAGAUAGAAUAGAAAAUGAUACUGUUAAUGAAUAUUAUAAAUUACAUUAUUCUCGAAAUAUUUCACCUGUUUUAGCAACAAAAAUUCAAACUAUAUCUAAACAAAUAAGAUCUCUUACCAAUAAAUUACAAGGAGCAUUUUCUGCACUAUCCGGUGAGGAAGAAAGUUGUAAUUGUACUUUUUUACCACAAGAAAUGGAAAAAUUUUUUCCUGCAAUUGAAAGAGGUUUAUCAUCCCAUGACUUAUUACCAUUAAGAGAAUUAUGUUUAUGUGCAUUUGAUAAAUUUGUGUUUAGUUUUGAAAAAUAUUACAAUGAAUUAAUUACAUUAACAUUAGAAAAUCAAAAAUAUGGUAUUUUAUUUUGUGGAAGAAAUCCAGUCAUAAGAAGUAUACAUCCUCGUAAAAAUUAUACACGACCAGAACAGGAUGAUGAUUUUCUUGAAAAUGAAAGAACUUUAUGCUUAAUGGAGAAUGGUCUUGAUAGAUUAAUAGCUUCUCUUUUAUCUGGAUAUCGAAUUUGUAUAUUAGCAUCUGAAAAUCGGGAAAAGACUGCUUUAGAUUUUUUACAAAAGUUAACUUAUAUUAAACCAUCAUUAAGUAUAACAAAAGAAAUACCAGAUGUUUUUGCUUUAGAUUAUAUUCCUUAUGAAAAACAAAUAAUAGGAGUUGCCUGUCCAAAAAAUGAAAGUAUUUCAUUUUCUGAUCCUCGUUUUACAGUAAUAUUAAAUUUAAAUCAAGAAAAGUUAAGUUCACCUAUCUAUUUGGGUAAAUUUUUAACACCAUUAUCAAAUGUUAGUAAUUUUCCUAAUGAUAAAGUAUUAAUCAAAUUUAUAACAUCUUUGGUUUCAAAUAUAUGUCAGACUGUUAAUGUGGCACGAUACUUGGAUCCAGAUGAGAUGCAAGAAAAAUUAGAAUUAUCUAAAAGUGACUUUAGGAUAAUAAUUAACUUAUUAGCAGAAAUAAACAUUUUAAAAUAUGGUAAUUUAAAGCAAAGAUUUAUUGAAAAUGAAAAUGUUAAUGUAACAACAAUAAAUCUAUAA